UGAGGAGGAGGGGGAAAUGCUGCAGCUUUAUCUGAGGCACCAGAGCAGGCCUGCCCGCUGCAGCUGUGAAGGGGUUAAGAGGCUGGGCCAGUCACCUCAGCCUGCCCCUCCCAGGGAUUAAAAGUCCUCUAUAAAGGGGACUGUCCACCCAGAUCAGGUCAGGGGGGUGUCAGGGACCCAGGCGUUGUGCCCAUCCCCCCUGCCAUGUGGGAACUGCGGUCAGCCUCCUUCUGGAGGGCCAUAUUUGCUGAGUUCUUUGCCAGCCUCUUCUAUGUCUUCUUUGGACUGGGGGCCUCGCUGCGCUGGGCCCCUGGACCCCUGCAUGUCUUGCAGGUGGCUCUGGCCUUUGGCCUGGCCCUGGCUACACUGGUGCAGGCUGUGGGCCACAUCAGUGGAGCCCAUGUCAACCCUGCAGUCACUUUCGCCUUCCUUGUGGGCUCCCAGAUGUCCCUGCUCCGUGCCAUCUGCUACAUGGUCGCCCAACUCCUGGGAGCCGUGGCUGGGGCCGCCGUGCUCUACAGUGUUACCCCACCUGCCGUCCGAGGAAACCUAGCACUUAACACGUUGCACCCUGGGGUGAGUGUGGGCCAGGCCACCAUAGUGGAGAUCUUCCUGACGCUCCAGUUCGUGCUCUGCAUCUUUGCCACAUACGACGAGAGGCGGAAUGGCCGCCUGGGCUCCGUGGCCCUGGCCGUUGGCUUCUCCCUCACCCUGGGGCACCUCUUUGGGAUGUAUUAUACUGGUGCAGGCAUGAACCCUGCCCGCUCCUUUGCUCCUGCCAUUCUUACCAGAAACUUCACCAACCACUGGGUGUACUGGGUGGGCCCGGUCAUUGGAGCAGGCCUGGGCAGUCUCCUUUAUGACUUUCUCCUCUUCCCUCGGCUCAAGAGUGUUUCUGAGAGACUGUCUAUUCUCAAGGGUUCCAGGCCCAGUGAGUCCAAUGGACAACCAGAGGUCACAGGGGAACCUGUUGAACUGAAGACCCAGGCCCUGUAAAAGCUCCAGCCGGAUAGAGGGAGUAGGAAGCUUCUGGGUUUACAUGGAGGGGCUGAGCCAGCCCCCGGAUGAAGAAAGAGACUGUGGGGAGGGGCAUGUACUUC
Molecule: messenger RNA, 1100 nt
Organism: Bubalus bubalis (water buffalo)
Lineage: Eukaryota; Metazoa; Chordata; Mammalia; Artiodactyla; Bovidae
Gene: MIP
Product: major intrinsic protein of lens fiber
Exons: 4
Coding region: 205-996 (263 amino acids)
Biological process (GO): transmembrane transport
Cellular component (GO): plasma membrane; apical plasma membrane
Molecular function (GO): water channel activity
Source: RefSeq, a predicted model, not a curated record